AGUUCAAAUUGACCUAAAACUCAGUCCAAGUUCUGUCUUCGCUGUGCCAAAGUAGAUGUGUUGGUGAAUCAACGAAAUGUAGAAUUUAUCUUUUUAUUAUAUGCAAGUUUUAUAUUAACUCGUCCAAAGAAAAGUAGCCUUUGGCGCUAUGAUCAUCAAUAGGCCCGAGGGCUGGCUCACAUACGCAUUGUUCAUAUUAAUUUUGGCAUGUUUUGUAAAGUCUCACCCACUUCAAGAAGCUGUCAGUCAAGAGGGGGACAGUGUCGACUGCGACCCAUUGACUGCAGUGGAAAACGGGGGCGAUGAAGUCGACGUCAUUCUCAUCGGCGAAGAUGAAGAUCCCCGAGGUGUGGUCAUGCGACGAUGGAGGCGUCUUUUUCGAAACACAAUAUUUCGCCCAGGGCGAUAUUUUCGGAGAAUUGUUACAGCUAUGAUCCUCCCCGGUACCAUUGCAGGAGCCAUAAGUGGGACAGUAGCAUCGAGUCUUGUUGGUGUGGGAGCAGGAGGAGUGACUGGAGUGAUUGCUGGAGCUGGGCUUGGUGGUAUCGGUGGACUCCUUGUUCCCGGCGUUCGACGUCGAAGCGAAGCUAAGAAUAAAAAUUCACAGGAUAAGUCAAAGGUUUCUGAUUUGGAUGAAAAAGGCAAUAAGGAAGACUCUGUAGAAAAGGAUGAGGAAGGAGAUGAAGAUGAGGAUUAUGACGACAGCGAAGAUGAAGACGACAAUGAAGACUUAGGGAGGAAUGCCCCUUUCGGUGGUAGUUCUUCUAACGAUAAUUCAGGACAAAUGCUCUUAUUUUUGCGAGGUGGCAUAAAUGUAGAUCGACUUUAUGAAUUAAGACAGAAAAUGAAGUUGUUGAAAAUUAAGAAGAAAUUUAAAACAAAGACACGGCAUUACCUUUGGAACUAACAAUUUGCUUUUGUUUUAUUUUGUCUUGUUAGUAAGGAUUUGGUAAAUAAGAAGAUGAGCCUAAUUGAAUAAACU
Hermetia illucens (black soldier fly) is the source of this 982-nucleotide messenger RNA. RefSeq lists its product as uncharacterized. Lineage: Eukaryota; Metazoa; Arthropoda; Insecta; Diptera; Stratiomyidae. The transcript is spliced from 2 exons. The record is from RefSeq and is a predicted model, not a curated record. Bases 149 to 907 code for a protein of 252 amino acids.